AUGCCGAACGCGGUGCUUCGCAUCAUAUCCCCACCUCAGGCCCUCCUGUGUUUCCUCUGCCUGGACGACUGGCGUCGGCGCGUCGGUAAGUCCAAAAGGGGUUUGGACACAUGCCCCAGUUGGACAUGAAUACUGAGAGUCCUAGAGCGUCCUUCUUGUACACGCAGCCUUAGGCAACAUGAGUAGAUGGACGCGCUGGCAAACGCGGGAGCAGGCUGUCACGCACCCGGCGUACACUCCUGAAUUAUCCACAGAACCCACGAACAUUGAGACAUCGCAUGUGUCCUGCGGGCCACACGCACAUCCACAAUGCGGAAAUUUCUGGCUGUACGACAUGCAAAGUCACGCAGCACAUCGAAAUACUCCUUCAGAUGAGGCACUAACAGCACUCCUAUCAUCAGUACUGCAACCGCCGACCGCAAGGACUUAAGCAAGUAAGCAACUAUGUACCAAAACAUAUCGCACAUUUUGUCGCUGCGCACGAACAACAUUUAUCGGCCUGGACUUGCAUUUGCGAAUCUGUGGCACGAGGGCUGGCCAGUCAGCGCCAGGAGCACCAUUUUCCACCCGACUCACCCGCAUCCAUUGCUCAUGCUGUUAAUGUGCAUUCAACCGUUACAUGGACUUACUAUGUAAUGCACCAAAAUUUAAAUCCCACGAAGACAACUAGCUGCAGCAGUCCAUAAAAAGCAUACAGACGGGUCCAUGAUCACCCGGCACAGGGGCGGAACAUGCGAAUAUCACAUCAGGGAGAAGCAUGCAACUUGUUAUGAUCUGGUGUCCGGUCAGGUAGUUGGUGCUGCACUUCCGUAGGCUGUCAAAGUCCAUGCCGACAUUGUGUCCAAAUCCAGAACCUAACAAAGGACAGAUAAGAAUAGUCGACUGGUGCACGGGAAAGGAAAGGAAGGGUGGGAUCGGCUCUGGGUAUUCUAUCCCUACAACACUUCAGCGCAUUCUCCAGUUCAAUAAACUUGGUGCGUCUGCAUAUAACAAGAUGAGCUGAAUGCCCGAAGGAAGCCGACGUAAGGCACAACUAUGCCCACGCGGCCAACACCAUGUGUGAGGUGGUUUGCUGGAUAACUGAAAACUUGGUCCAUUUUGCGAGGACCAGGUUGUAUGCGACACGCGCAGACGGGCUGAUAAGCUUUGUCACCUGCUGAGGCCGAGCUUGGCUCCGGCCGUCCUGACUUUUUUGCUGCUGGAUAAGAGGAGGAAGUACGAUGGAUGCCGCACAAGUUUACUUUUGCAAUAAGCCAGUUCACAAGAAAGUCACCAUUCUCAAAGUCCACAGUAGACAUUAUUGCAUGCGAUGGCCGAAAUAACAUGAAAGUUCUCGCUUAAUAGCUUGUGCAGAUCCGAUUCCAAGUCUUAGUGAAUCCAUAUGGAUGAAACUUGUUUGUUUUUGCACGGUCAGAGAGGUCAGGUUCCUAGCGUUGCUUUGCCCACCUCACGUACAAUCUCGGACCGUCUUUAUAAAAUUCACAAGAGCACAAUUAGUAACUCGGAAUUUUGAAAAUUCGACGAUGCAGCAUUUGGUCUUUGAAUAGAUCAGGAACACGCUGACUGGCGGUUGUUUCACCAUAGUCAUCUGAGGCGCUCCCGGUUCGAAUAAGUGUCAACUCUGGUGGUAAUCGUCCGCGCACUAUCGCAGCUCUACUUUACGUUUACAUGCUGUUAGCUGAUUGACUUUUCUCCGCAUGCCCUCCUCAGUUCAAUUAACUUAAACAUUUUCGUCCUCUAUGGAUAGUGAAAUCACACCACUGAUUUUUUUACUUGGCGGAUGUGUCCGUCUUCCAUUUUUAAUAUAUUCCCACUUAUGUACAAACAACUGAUAUUGAGGUUUAUAGACUAAGUCGGAAAUUGUUUACUAACCCAGCUAACACAUGCCCCAACCAUGAAUGUGGGGACAAACAUUUGGUCUGUACCACGAUGGACUAUGCCGUGGCCCGACCCACGUGGUCAUCAGUCUUUAUUUUCAGUACAACUGAUUGAUACUGUCGUGGGUACGUGCCGUGCCUGGGUCACCCUUUUUUAUGAUGAUCCACGCAAGAAACUGAUCUACAAUAUUUAUGAUGCAAAGACGUAUUGUAUUAUUUAUCGUUUAUGCAACAAGUAAGUGACGAACGGUCCCCCGGAUGAACUGUGGUCACAUCCGUCCCUUUUGGCUUAUCCCGUACGACAAAGACAUGUUCCAGCAAAUAUUUUUGACCCGUCAUUAUUCCCGCUAAGACGGCAUCAUCAACGUAUCCGAAAACUUCAAAACCAUUGUGUUUAAUACACAUCAGUCUACUCUAUUGCACUCAGUAAGCUUAGUCUGUCACAGUAAGCCGUUCAGGCCCACUACCAUGUUCUCAGCCAAAGUUUCUCUCGCUUUCCAGACUUUGUUGGGUUGUCAACUAAGUGUUGUGUUCUUGGAAUCCAUUUCCAAUAAUCAGUAUUCUUGAUCCGCAAAUUUUCUUGUUGCAAGUUAGUUCUUAGCCUGUACUCUUCGUGGCUUUUCAGAUAUAAUGGCAGGCGAGGGUGGUUUCGAUCCCUGUGAAUGUAUUUUUAACCACGAGAGUUCGAUGCAACGAUUGUUGAACAUGCUGCGCCAAUCCCAGGCGUACUGUUCAGACGUCUCUUGCACCAAUGAUAUGAACGAACUCCGACAAGGCGAUGCGGGUGGAAUGUCUAUGGUUUUCGGGCUGCUCUUCGCUUGGAUCCUGAUAACUUUCAGCAUGUUUGUUUAUCGGGCGACACAGAGAGGCGUUGGUGAUGCAAAUAAACCGGACCGUUCCCAUGUAUGUCAUUUUUACUUUAGUUUUCUCUAUAGCGACUAGCAGGACGUGUGCGUCCUGCACGCUCAUUGACUUAUCCUUGUUGCUUUCCCGACUCCUUUUGUUUUUAUCGUACUUAGGCGUACCCCGCUGUUUUAUGCCUCUGAUUGUUCUCUUUAAGUAGUUCAGUAACUAUUACGGAAAAAAACAGCUUUGCGCAGUUUAGCCAAAAUUAUCACUGUCACCUGAAUGCAUAAUUACUUUGGUGAUUUUGGCUUUACUGGGGUUCAGGUAAGACGACUCGCCUGGUCUAAAACGUGGAGUGUUGGGGACAACGAUAGGAUAUUAUUCAUGAGAAAAAAGAUGAGCGAACACUUCGGACUCUAGAAAAUCACAUUGACCUUAUCAUGUUUACAGUUCCUCAGAGGUGUGUCCCGCUGAGGAUUUUUGUACACGUCCACCUAUUCGCGAAGUGGUGGCUAACGUCACUUGGACCUAAAAUUUAUUCCAUUGCUCUUGUAGAAUCCGGAGCCGGAACCGCCAGCGCUUUCAUAA
Spirometra erinaceieuropaei is the source of this 3311-nucleotide messenger RNA. NCBI's taxonomy places the organism in Eukaryota, Metazoa, Platyhelminthes, Cestoda, Diphyllobothriidea, Diphyllobothriidae. The record is from the annotation of a GenBank genome assembly.